AUAUCCACGUCAGCAUUAAUUACUUGAUCUUAACUUUAGUCUGCUGAAACAGCUUCCGGCUUGUUCCAGCAAUCAGCACUCCUUCUAAUUUGUCCUGCAAUAAAUGCGAUGCUUAUUUUGUUCAUUCAAAAUGUGCAUUAAAUCCAAAGGUGUGGGAUGGUAAAGAUCUGGAAGGCGUACCAGAAGAAGAUGAUAUGAUAGAUGAUGGUGAGCCGUUCGAGAGGAUAGCUGAAGGAAUAAUACUCCAUCCUUUUCAUAGUCACCAACUACAACUUGAGAUCUUCAGAGAUUACGACGAAAAGAAGUAUUGUCGAGGGUGUGCGCUUCCAAUCUACGAAGGUCAAUUCUAUUCAUGCAUGGAAUUGGAAUGCCACUAUAUCCUCCAUAAAAGCUGUGCAGAAGCUCCACGUAUGAAACGGUAUCCCUUAUUUCCACAUCCACUUACACUAAAAGUUGCCACCACACAUGAUAGUGGCAGAGGUCACUUUUGUUGUAGUGAAUGUGGGCGUGAUGGCAAUGGCUUUUUCUAUGAGUAUCGUAAAGAGCAAAAAAUAUUCCGGCUAGACUUACGGUGUGCCUCCAUUAUGGAACCGUAUGAAUAUCAAGGCCACCAACAUCCCUUAUUCCUACCUUGGUACACAGAGGAAAAGACACCAUGUCAAGUGUGCAAAUACAAAAGCUACAACUCAAAGUUAAUUUGCAUGGAAUGCGAUUAUUCUAUAUGUCUCCGUUGUGCUACCUUCCCAUACAAGGCAAGGUAUAAGCAUGACAGUCAUUUUCUCACAAUCUGUGAUGGGAAAGAGGCAAAUGAUCAACCAGACUGGUGUGAGGUGUGCGAAUGCAAAAUAGAAGAUGUAAAGAAGCCUGGAUAUAAUAAGAAUAUGCAAAAUGUGGAAAAACGAUUUUAUAAAUGCAAUGACUGCUGCACCACUCUUCAUAUUGAUUGUUUAUUUGGGGGAGACAUGUACAUGAAGCCCGGUGAAACAGAAUAUGACUACCUCUCCUUUGGCGUGUACUCAUUCGAAGAUCGAGAUUACAAUUGGAUAGAUGUUAGGGCUCUUCUUAACAGUUCCCUCUCCCGACCAAUUUGCGUUCAAUGCAUGUGCCGUUGUCCAUUCCCAAUAUUUUUCAAGUUGAAAGGUAACGGCAGAAUAUACUGUUCUGUGUAUUGUCUUGGGUUUGCACGGUUAUGACUGAGCAAGUGAGCAUCCACCUAGUUUAUUCCUUUCUUUUCUUGUUAAUUUGGAGUAUUUUGAGAUUCUGGAUAUGUUGUUUUUCUUAAUUUCAGUUGUGCGUUGUAACUUUCUAUGUUGUUUUUUU
This is a messenger RNA of Arabidopsis thaliana (thale cress), 1320 nucleotides long. RefSeq names its product Cysteine/Histidine-rich C1 domain family protein. Lineage: Eukaryota; Viridiplantae; Streptophyta; Magnoliopsida; Brassicales; Brassicaceae. The transcript has a single exon. The record is from RefSeq and is marked reviewed. Bases 195 to 1193 code for a protein of 332 amino acids.